AAAAGGAGGAUAUCGAGAAAAACAUAGUUGUCACUCUGUCCUUCAACGUAAGGAGGCAUUGAAUGUGACAUCGGGCUUGCCAUUAGAUUGAUAUCGAUGAGGUUCAAGAGACUCUGCUGGAGAACGGAUUACGAGGGGAGCAGAUUUCGAAAUCGCGCGACGCAUCGAUCGAGUGUUACCUUCAAGUGUCACCAAAGUGUUCCGAAUCUCAAAGUGAUCUUUCUCGUGUGACUGGAGGAGACUUGGUGCUCACAUUGUCGUGAUUGUUUUUUGUGUAGUCAAUUGUGCACCCGAAGUGCGCGAGUGUCGCGGACUGAGUCUCGGUUGACGUGAGUGAGAAACACUGAUCCGGCUCCGUAAUGCGUGCCGUGUGAUGCGGCAGCGAAUAUCUCUGCCUGUUCGCAUCAUCACUACAUAAUCGAUGAGAACGAUGAAGAGCAGCACAACGUCGAUAUCGGCAAACUGUCUGUGAGAGACUAUCUUGAUGAUCCGGUCCAAGAGAUUCUCUCCGUGACCCUCUAAUAAUAGUGAUUAAUGAUACGGUGACGAAUGAUACGGAUCAAUAUCAUCCGUCGAUCAAAGAAAAUCGAAACGCUUAGCACAAUAUUGAUAAUGCCGUGGUACCGAGCACGCUUUCGACUAACGUGAGAUUACCGCCUGGCCUGUCAUAAUUCCGAGUGUCAUUGUGCAAUUUGAUUCAACGCCGAUUCGCGACGAAUCGCAACGCGUUAUACCUUAGUCCAAGACGAUCGGCUGGGAUCAUAAAACGACGAAGAGAAAAAUCCAUCGAAGUAUUUCAUUUAGAUUAAAUUAUUAGAAUACGUGCUGUGUGUGACAAUUAAAUCAACGUUUACGACGCUCGACGCUGUUGGAAACUCUCGAGAGGGAAACUUCCGAAGAACGAAUGCGCGCUGCAGCGAGAGAGUGUCAGCCCGGCGAUGCUAAUCGCGUGGCAAUAACGCGAAAGUGCGAGCCGCCGAGUGGACGCGUGACACGCUACGCGCUACGUCGUGGACUGCCGGUGAGAGACGGUACCGACGGGACCGCCGCCUAAAACGUGUUCUCCGAGUGCGGCCGGCAACGGAGACGGAAGAGGCGGUGGCGGAGGCGGCAAACGAGGAAGAGCAGUUUUGCGUCCGCCGGAGAAGCUCGAAGCCGUCAAAGUGGCUUCGUCACUGGGGCUCCAGGGGCCGUCAGCGCCGAUCGGGGCCCAACUACUGGCUACUGGUGGUUCGGAGGAUGCGCCGACCGCGACCGUGUACCACGCCAAUCUGGUAGCCGGUAGCAACACCUCCGUCGUGACAGCGGCGCUCCAGCAGCCCAUACUAGCGAGUCUGAACUCAGCGGCAUUGGCCAGCAUGCAGGCCUCCGCGGAGGCCAACUCGCGGAAUAUAACGACCAUGGAAUGGCUCUACAAGAAGGAGCCCUUGUUCACGCUCGCCCACUUCUGGCAACAGAGAGCGACUUCGGCGGAGAAAGAAAUAGCCGCGCUAAAAGAACAGCUCGCCGCAACGAAUGACAGCAAUUCCAAGACUGAGGGACACCAAUUGUCUCAGCCUCCGCAGGGAAGCGAUCAACAACAGGUACACGAUGCCAGCAAUCCCAGAAGGACGCCGAACAGCAACCUCGAACAGGAGCUGCAGGCCAAAGACAAAGAGAUCAACCAGUUGGUUGAGGAGGUGUCCAGGCUACAACAAAGCCUGCAACGCCUCCAGGAGACAAGUGCGCAAGCAACGGCGCGGCUCGAGGAGGAACUCGAAGUGCGCAGGCAACACAUUAACAGACUGGAGAGCAAAUUGGAACGGCAGAGGGACUAUGACGACCUGAAGCGCGAAAUUAGUGUAUUGAGGUCAGUCGACCUUUCGCAGAUACCAACUGGCGAACCAGGAAAGAGCUUAGAACAUCUUCUUAUGGAACGCUUCAAGGCGCUCCAACAAGCCGAGAACUUGAAAUCUUCCAAUACACCCGACGCACUCGGUGGAUUAUCGUCACCCCUGCAGCGCGCCUCAACCGCCUCGCCCCACGGGGUCGGAGGUGUGCCACCUACGUCCCAUGUGUCCUCCCAGCAACCACCGCCACCGCCUCCAACAGCAGCCUCUCUCCCUCCACGUUCCACCCCGACGCCCUCUUCGGCCACUUCGACGACUUCGAGUCUCCUCUUCCCGCCACCCCUCCAGAACGUCGAGACCUUUGGCUCAUUUCUCGGUGAAGAAAUUGUCGCCAAUUGGAGGCGGACGUUGGAAAGAUCUAUCAUGAACCAACAGCAGCAACAGCAGCAGCAGCAACAGCAGCAGCAGCAGCAGCAGCAACAACAACAGCAGCAACAGCAACAAUCACAGCCAUCUCAAUUAAGCCAGUUAACUCAACAGCAGCAACAAUUACAAGCCCAACCGCAUAUAGGUUUGCACCCACCAACAACGCCAAGUAGUUUAAAUCAUCUUCCAUCACCGGGUGCGGAUCCAUCGUCCACCUCGAACACUCCAGUGAAAUCGAACACGCCAAUUGGUACGACACCUUUGGGCAGUCUAGACAUCACUGAAAAAGCGCCAACGCCGGUAUCGGGACACGAAACACCGGCACCUCCGACACCAUCAUCCACAACCGCCUUGACAUCGCCGCCAAGCUUCCAGCCACCGACGUCGAUGGUAGAAACUAGUACUCCUUCGGCUUCCAUCAAUGGUGGCGGCCUUACGCCCGGUGUACCAAGCGCACCGCCUCCAAAGAGCCCACCUGACCAAGAGUCAUGUCACAAUAAUAAUAAUAGCCAUCAUCUGGCGAAUAAUAAUAUUGGCGGUCUGAGUGUCCUGGACACGCUGAAAAGUCCGUUUCGGUUUGACGAUCGAACAUAUCCCUUCCGAUUCGGCGACGAGUUCGGUGCCGCUGGUAUGGCUGGUCGGCUAGGCGAAUCUCUCAUUCCAAAGGGCGAUCCUAUGGAGGCGAGACUGCAGGAAAUGUUACGUCAUAAUAUGGACAAGUACGCCUCUCAGAAUCUUGACACUCUUCACAUAGCCAGGCGGGUGCGCGAGUUAUUGUCGAUACACAAUAUCGGUCAGAGACUGUUUGCCAAAUACGUUCUCGGGCUGAGCCAAGGUACGGUCAGCGAAUUACUUAGCAAACCUAAACCUUGGGAUAAGUUAACCGAGAAGGGCCGCGACAGUUAUCGGAAGAUGCACGGUUGGGCUUGCGACGAAAACGCCGUGCUGCUACUCAAGUCCUUGAUCCCCAAGAAAGAGUAUGUUUCAGGCAAGGAGCAAGGAAUGCCAGCAUUCGCGCGUGGACCACAGGAUGGUGGUCCACCAGAAAUGAGUGACGAAAGAUUGGCACAUAUUCUCUCGGAAUCGAGCCAUAUGCAAAUGAGAGGUGAGCACGAGAUGUCGAAUGACGCUGACAGCAAGAGUCCAAAUAGAAUCGGUUGCCCGAGUCCGUUUAACAAAGAUAGACUGGACAGCCAAAACAGGAGACUGAAGAAGUAUGAAAAUGAUGACAUUCCCCAAGAGAAGGUAGUGAGAAUUUAUCAAGAAGAAUUGGCCAAGCUGAUGGGCAGGAGAGUGGAGGAUCUUCGUCCACGGGAGUUUCCCAGCGCGAUCUUUCCACAUUUUUUCAGUGGCACCCAAGGUGGUCUUCAAGGCAUCGAACGUACCCAGGAAGACAUUCGACUGGCAUUGGAUGCUUAUCAUCGUGAACUCCAAAAACUGAAUGCCGCUCCAGGCCAGAAUCCCUCGAUGGCCGGACUACCAGGACUACCUGGACUGCCAGGUUUGUUGGCACUUCAGCAACAAGCUCUUCAGCAACAUCAUUUAGCCGCGAACGGCGGUGGCGGCGGUGUUCAAGACUUGAGUUUAGGCAAAGUGGAUCCGCGCAAUAAAAUGAUAAAUGGUGUAUCGGAAGAAGAGAAAGAAAAAAUGGAAGAGGCGAUGAGACACGCCGGAAGUGCAUUUUCUUUGGUGAGGCCGAAGCAGGAAUCGACGGGUCCUCAAUCGACGCCCGGCGGUUCCAGUGCGAGUUCGCCGCUUGGCAAUUCCAUACUCCCCCCCGCGAUGACACCCAACGAGGAGUUCUCUGGUGCGGCGGCAGCCAGCCCUCUUCAGAGGAUGGCCUCCAUCACGAACAGUUUAAUAAGUCAACCGUCCACACCAACUCACCAUGCGGCCAACCAAAGGCCGUUAAAAGCUGUGCUUCCUCCAAUCACGCAACAGCAGUUCGACCUGUACAAUAAUCUUAACACUGAAGAUAUUGUGAAAAGGGUGAAAGAACAGCUAUCUCAGUAUUCGAUUUCGCAGCGGCUAUUCGGCGAAUCAGUAUUGGGUCUAUCUCAGGGAUCAGUAUCAGACCUCCUCGCGCGUCCAAAACCGUGGCACAUGCUGACCCAAAAGGGUCGCGAACCCUUCAUUCGGAUGAAGAUGUUCCUCGAAGAUGACAACGCAGUGCACAAGCUUGUCGCCAGUCAGUAUAAGAUCGCACCGGAGAAGCUAAUGAGGACCGGCGGCUACGGCGGCCUGCCUCCUUGUGGAACACCCAUGAAACCUAUGCCGCCAACAAAACUCGUCCAAGAACAGCUUCAGAAUGCGGCAAAAGCACAGGCCGCCGCUCAAGCAGCUGCGCAAGCAGCAGCGCAGCAGCAUCAACAGGAGAAUCAGAUGCAGCUCGGUCCACCACAGCAAAGUCCUCAGCAUCCGCAACAUCCACAACCGCCACCACCAAUGAUGUUGACUCCACCCGGACCCCAUCACCCUCAUACUCAACUCAGCAUGCAAGAACCAAAGAAACAACAGCAGCAGCAGCAACAAAUGUCACUACAUUCGCCGCAUCAUCAGAUGGCACCAUCGCCUCUUCGAGGUCUUCAUCCACACAUUUCACCGAGCGUAUAUGAGAUGGCCGCUCUUACGCAGGAUCUCGAUACACAGACAAUCACUACGAAAAUCAAGGAAGCGUUGUUGGCUAACAAUAUUGGCCAGAAGAUUUUUGGUGAAGCGGUUCUCGGUCUAUCGCAGGGUUCUGUCAGUGAGUUAUUAAGCAAACCGAAACCAUGGCAUAUGCUCAGCAUAAAAGGUCGGGAACCUUUUAUCAGGAUGCAACUUUGGUUGUCAGACGCGCACAACGUCGAUCGAUUGCAGGCGUUGAAAAACGAACGGCGAGAAGCGAACAAAAGACGACGCAGCAGCGGUCCCGGUCACGAUAACAGCUCCGAUACUUCGAGUAACGAUACCGCCGAAUUUUAUCACGCAGCAUCACCUGGUCCUGGACCCACCACCGGAAAAAAGCAACGCGUUCUUUUUUCGGAAGAACAGAAGGAAGCCCUCAGACUUGCCUUCGCCUUGGAUCCAUAUCCUAAUGUGGCCACUAUUGAAUUCCUUGCCGGUGAACUCGCGCUGUCUUCAAGAACGAUAACGAACUGGUUUCACAAUCAUCGAAUGAGACUGAAGCAACAAACGCCGCACGGUCAACCGGAACCGCAGUCGCCACGAGAACCCGGGCAACCGUUUGACCCUGUUCAAUUUAGAUUGCUAUUGAACCAAAGACUGCUGGAGAUUCAAAAGGAGAGAUUAGGUUUAGGAAACGUACCUUUACCUUACUCUCCGUACUUUAAUCCAAAUUUGGCGGCUCUGGUAGGUAAUGCAUUAAAAGAACAAUGCUCUGGUCUUGAUCUCUCGAUGAACGCCCUGAAGAGAGAACCCAAUCAAGAGUUUGAGGACGAAGACGUUGAGGAUGCAAUGAGUAAUCUAGGUAGCGAAGACUCGGAAGGUUCAGCUGGCAGUAUAAAAAGAGAACCUACAGAAACGCCGACGGCACCUACGACAGUCAGGUCCAACAGAAGAAAACCUGCGGCACCGCAGUGGGUAAAUCCGGAGUGGCAGGAACCAACGAGAACGGGUGAUGAAGUUAUUAUCAAUGGCGUUUGCGUAAUGCAGACGGAUGAUUACGGAGUGAAGAGAGAAGCUGAGGAGACUAUAAGAGUCGAACCGACACCAGUACAGGACCGAUACGAAGAGGAUGCUCAGAGCGAUGUCUCUUCCGUGUCCGGUAAUAAUGGGGCAGAUCGGGAUAGUCCACUUCCCAGUCCAAAGUCUGGUCAAAACAGUCCAGCAACGUCGCUCAGACCGCCGUCGGCACAACAGACACAACAGUCCACCGAGGAAAGUCCGAAGGACGUGGUGAAACACGAACCGGAAGAAACGUGGGAUUAUUAGGACAAUUUAAAGCACAAAAUUCCAUGGGAUUACAUGUAAGCUUGAUGUUUCUUCUUCGGACAAAGACGAAACUCGAGCGGAGUAUCCGACGUGUCUCCAGGGUCGUAUUGUUGAGAUAUGCCAAAACGACGCUUUGUAAGAAAAAACGUUCCGCGAGGAUCACCGAUCUAGUUAAGUUUUAAACAAGAAAACCAGUUAUAGGACUCGAUCGUGCGAGUCCUGCCUACCACGAGGGCAUUAUCAUAGUGAGGCGCGAAGAGUCAUAGGAAGAAGAAAUGUCAUCGGAGAAGAAAUGAGAAGAUACCUCUUGGUCGAUAGAUGAGCACCAAGAGAAAAACAAAACGAUCAAAAUGGAACGGAGCUCAAUCAAAAGGACUCAUAUUGUGACGUUUUUUACGCGGCAAGUGUUACGAGAUCAGUGUCGGUGCGCGCGGGUCAAACGGCGAGAUCGUAUUAUUUAGAGGACUGUGAAGUACAACGGGGCCGGCUGUGGAAAGACAACGGGCUCUCGUUACAAUUCGCUCGAAAUUCGAGAGAACCCCGGCCGCUUUCGCUUUCGGAUGACAUCCCUUCUUGGUGAUGCAUAUAAUUCCAGAGAAGGGGAGACUAGGAGUGGACUAGAUAAUGCACGGAAAACGGAGGUGGUUCGGGUUCGCCACAGUGCAAUCUCCCAGUAACUAAUUGUUAGAUCAAAUUAUUAUUAAUUUUUAACGAAAAUUACGCGUGACGGAACGGCCGAUUAUAAUAAUUAUUGCAUAAUUGUGAUUCAUGUUAUUGUUUAUACUCGCCUCCCUAUAUUCCCCAUAGCGAUUAAGCUGUUAAUGUUAUACUCCUCUCUCUAUCUCCAGUUGUGUAUCUUUUUAUCUCUUUCGGUUAAGAUUCGACAUUUCCCUUUCUCCUUUCUCUUUUCCUACUCUUCUCUUCUCGCUUAUUCGUCUAUUUAUAAAAUUGUGAGGAGAAUGAUCACUUAAGACCGUUACCAAUGUUAUUAAUAUCACUGCUAUUAUAUAUAAUUAUGAAUUAUAAAUAUUAUUAUUA
Pogonomyrmex barbatus (red harvester ant) is the source of this 7226-nucleotide messenger RNA. RefSeq names its product homeobox protein, cut (gene cut). Gene Ontology annotation, molecular function: RNA polymerase II transcription regulatory region sequence-specific DNA binding; DNA-binding transcription factor activity, RNA polymerase II-specific. Gene Ontology annotation, cellular component: nucleus. Gene Ontology annotation, biological process: regulation of transcription by RNA polymerase II. Lineage: Eukaryota; Metazoa; Arthropoda; Insecta; Hymenoptera; Formicidae. The record is from RefSeq and is a predicted model, not a curated record.